GGUGUGCUGCCCGCCCCCUUGCUGUCCCCGUGGCAGGCACAGCACCAGGGCUUGACCCGUACCAGCAUGCCCCAGCGCAGACAGAAUGGACUGAUAGAAACAGGCAGAGCUGCCUCACCUCCACAGCUCCAUCCGCUGAGACCCUUUUACUUCCACACUGGUCUCAAAUACUACAGCCUUUCAACCCCUGCCUCAACGAGCACCUCCACCCGGGAAGAAUAGUAAAAACUCCCCCCACCGAGGGCCACAGUGACCUCACAAGGAGUGGAUUGGAAGAAGGAACCCAUGUAGAUGCUGACCGACCUCUUCAAGGCCUUAUGGCAGAUGUGUCUGGCCCAGCAGAUCCCGACAAGCUGAGUCAUUUCCUCAGCACCCACCUGCACUGCCCGGCCUAUGGGGCUCCGCAGGGGGUAACUGCCAGAGACGUUCCACCAUCAGCAGCUCAGUCUGCAUCGCAGCGUGAGUGGAGAGCCCCCGCCGUGAUGUUGCAGAGCCCUGUCACUCCCAGAUCUGCUGAUUUGACUUGCCCUCGCAUGCUGCAGCCUCCUCGCCUUCACAAGCGUGUGUCUCUCCCUGCACUCAAGUCGGGGGGCACUGGUGGCUUUGCCUCUCUGAAGCCGGGGUCUUCCUUAGGGCCUCUGGCUAACCGGACCAAGCAGCUGCCCCCUCCGUCUAGAGGCCUUCCCUGCUUUAACGCCGGACCCCAGGUGCAGUCUCCAGGACCACGUCGCACUUCACUGCUUCAGCCUCGCAGAGCAUCAGACGCUUGCAGGGAUUCGCGGCGCACCAGCUCCAGCCUGGAGGAGCCUGAUCAAGAGACGCUCAAAGACCCUGGGCCAGCCAAGAUCCUGAUCCCUUUGAAUCGCUCAUGUCUCCCCAAGCCAAAGAUUCCCUGAGGAGCCUCAAUCCACCCAUCAAAACCUAAAACUGGAAUCACUCUGACAUUGAUAUUCAUCCCCUUCUCUCCCCUAGCCAUUUAACAGUGUGGUUGUUAUACCUUCUGAGUGUCAAAGGAACAUACACUGAGUUUAACACACUUAACCCAUAUGGACCAUUCAGGGACUGCCUGUGUCAGUGACAUUGGUAUGGUGACUGCUGUACAGUAUCGUUUCCAAAUUAGCUUCCACAACUCCAGCCUGACUGACUGAUUGAAGUAAAGUAUGUAGCAGGAUCUUCACAACAAUCCAAAGUAGUAUAUGACAGUUUUCAGAUUGAGGGGAAUUUAUGGAAGAAGAAAUAUCCAGUGUACUACAUUUGCACAUGCUCAUGAAUGCUGCUGAUGCUGAUGAAAAAAAGUAUUGCCAUUCAGAGAAGUCAGCCUUUUGUUUUCUUUUGUAAUACCCGCCAGCUAUUACCACAUCUUAAAGUCUAAGUUCACUUGUCCUCACGCGGCUGUGCCCUCUGACACACAGGUGCGUUUGGUUUUAAACAUUUAGGUGACAUGAACGCAACCUUUGCUGUGUAAUAGAAAGCCCGGAGGAAGACAGAGGAAAAAAACAAGAAGUGAGAAAGAAAGAAAGAAAGAAAAAAAGAAUGAAAUAACAGAAGUGAAAUAAGGGCUAGAGAGUGAAAAGUAAAUUUGUCAAAGCUCUCCGGAGCUGUCACUUCAGAAUGAAAAUGCUGCAUGUGCUUGUAUAAAUGUAUGUGUGUGUAAAGAGAUGAGGAACAGAGAAGAAGAUGACAAAGAGGAAAGCAGCUCCACACUGUAGGUGCAUACAUGUUUCUGGGUGAAACUUUGAACUGUGCAAAUAUUAGCAAAAAGGGGUCACACACCUUCUGUGUAAAUGCAACUCAGAUAGAAAUAUGGGCCUAUAAGAAAACAGUAUCAUGCUGGAGGUGACGAUAUAAUUAGGUGGAACAGUGCAAAUGCGAAGAAUUUGCUUUCACGGUGUUGUGGAAAAGAGCAGCAUAAUAAAGCUCUCAUACACUUAGGUGAGCUCAAGCACAACAUAGGCUCUCUAAUAUCCACGUGCAAACACACACAAAGCACUCGAACACUCUAAAGUGUCUGUUAUUUCAGGGUUACUUUGUGAAUUUUUUUGUCGGAAAAUAGUGAAGAAUAACAGGAAGUGUGAUGAGAGAGCCGACAGCAUGUAACAAAGCUAAUUUCAUAUCUUACUGGAUGUGAUAGUCCUUCAUGAGACAAUCACAACACAAAAAAAUCUGCCCGUAUUGUGAAGAAAUGUCACUUGUUGCAAAAGUGCUGAGAACUUAAAUUGGUUACAUCAAGUGCCUCAUUUUUAGACAUCAAGAUUUUAUGCAAGAAUAUUUAAAGAGUCAAAGUCAGGUGGGAAAAGUGACAUUUGAUUUCAGAAAAAAACAAUUAUGAAGUCAAUUAAAUAACUUGUUAAGAGGGACGUUUUGGCAAUGCACACUGACUUCCUUGAACUAUCUUCUUCAAUGACCCACACAUGGAAAUUGGAGAACAGGGAUUCAUUAGACGUGUGAAGCUGCUGUCUGGUUUGUCUGUGUGUGUAUGUGUGUGUGUUUGAGUGAGUGUCUUAGCUGUGGUCCCCCCCCCGUCUUUUCCUCUGCUCGCUCUCUUGCACAUCUCUUUGGGAACAUCAAAGGUAUUAGCAUGGUAUUUUCAGGUAGGGAGCCUGCAGGGCUUUAGAGGUGUUUCUCUGGGAAUUUUGGAGAAUUGUGUUUAUCUCUGCUUUGCGGAGCCCCUUUGCAGUCAGACGCUCCUGAAAUGUCCCCUAACAGAGAGCAGCAGUGUGUUAAAAAGGCCUUCUGACAGCAACUCUGCUCUCUUCUCUGUCACGCCGCGUGACCGCUUGGUGUACGCCUCUGGCACUGUCCGGUCUACUGCAUCCAAUAAUGCACCCUACAUAGACAGAGUGAGACAGAGUGAGACAGACACACAUAUACACGUAAUACGCAUACACAUCUGGACACACAAGUUACAUAGAUGCCUUCAUGUACAGGUACUCUGACAAAACUAGAAGAGACACAAACUCAGAGGAGCACACACAUCAGCUAACACUUCCCAGCAGCCGCAUGAGCACAGCAACAUACACACACGCACGCUUUGAAUUCUAUACACCGAAGUGCAUAGAAAUGUGUUAGUGUUUUGCUAGCUCUCACAAAAUGAGCUCUCCAAGUACACAUUGAUCCAUCUGUCCACUGUACCCCCGCCCCCAAAAAAAGAAGAAAAAAAGAUGGCUGUCUCUAGAUUACCCUGGAAAUAGGUAGAGGCUUGUGUGUUUCUGUUUCUGUGUGUGGAUCCACGUGGCUGAUAAAAACAUGUUUACCUGCUGGACGGCUCAACAUCGUGCCAAACCAUCCAAGCAGUCAACACAGCUUUGUGACGCCAAGAAAAACUCAUUUCUUUUAAUGAAAACGGAAACGGAGACAGAACGAUGCAUACAGAGGGUGAGGAAAGAUGCAUGGCGAGAGACAAAAAGAUGGAGCAUCAGGAAGAAGACAAGAUUAAGAGAUGUAGGGAUGGACUAGUGAAGGCGCCAUGAUCAUGAUAAGCUGUUUCAGCCAGUCUUUUCUGCUCAUGAAUGUUUGUCUAUAAAAUGUCGUGAAGGUGUGUAUAAGAGAGGAGAGGGAGACAGAAUACAUAGUGUAGUUUGUUUGUGUGCACUGUUGUUCAGAGAAAAGUCCGACCCCCUCAGCUGUGUCACUCACUGCUUAGUAAUGCCAAACAGGAAAUCAAUGUUGCCUGCUGUGUGUGUUUGUGUGUCUCCAGACACCUCUGGUUGCCAGUGUUUCAUUCUUGGAAGACUGUUUGUGUGUGUGCGAGAGAGAGAGAGAGAGAGAGAGAGAGUGAUGUGUCUGCCCACAGGCCAAAGGCAAACCCAUGCCAGGGAAAGCAGGGCAGUGCCAUCCCUCUAUCCCUGUGCUGUAUUCACUAUCUCCAAAUCAAUGUCCCUGCUCAGUUUAGCAGUCAAGCCAAUCAGUCUUGCUAGCUUUGCUAUAACAAUACCACAACUGGGCUUAAAAGUCUCUGCACCAACUUGGAUCAAUUCUACUAUGGGCUCUUGAUUCACUUCAUUUUGCAAAAAGACUUGCGCUGCAUUACACAACAGGAAAAAAAGUUACCAAAGCGGCCAUGUUGUUCUAUAUUAUUUCUCUGAAUGGCACAGGACUGCAUUUCAGCACUUAGUACACAUGAUUUAUCUAUGGUAUGAUGCACAUCAAUUAAGAUACAUUACUUGACUUGUAACCAGGAAAUCCACUGAUAUUUAGACAAUAUAGUAGAGUUACUGCAAAGGCAGAAGUAUACCUGGUGUUACAAACUUUUGGUUUUACUUUAAAGCUACUAUAUGCAAUAUUUUUACAUUAACAAUGGAUCAAAUGACUAUGCAUAUGUAAAAGGAGUCACUUGUGAAGACAAACUCAAAAGAUAAUUUUCACCUACACUCACAGUUCACCUAAGGUAAAACUAUGAGCUAAAAGGUACUUCCUUUAAGUUCAUUGUUUUGUAUCUGAUGAAUGAGUAAAUACUGUAAGCUACUGUUUGCUAAUAUGUUUGAAUAUCAACUUCAUAAGGUGAUUAAUGUGUCUGUCUUUACAGGUUGGUUCAAAACCAUCAUUAGGAACAGUUGUUGUUUUUUAGCCACCGCUACCUGCUUCUAAUGAUGGUUUUAAAGUAAAAUCCAAAGCGUGAAACUGCAGGUAUGCUUUUGUUUAUUUUUGGAGCAACUCUACUGCGAUACUUGACUUGUGGUUUAGUUUAUUUAUUGUCCAAGCAGUAACAGACACGGUAUAGUCUACUGAUGUACUUAAACAGCAGUUUCAAGUCCAACACUCAAGAUUUACAGUUGUCAUUUUCAUCAUAACUGAAUGUCCACUAGACGUUUAAAGUGUUAGCAGAUAAGGCACAUACCAAAGUGUAGCUGUUCAUGUUUUCUUCACAUAAUAUGCAAGGUCACUUUAUUUAUCACUCGUAAUCUUCAGUAUCAGCUGCUCUCAGCUGUUCAGCACUGUCUCCAGAAUACUGUGCAAUAUUGUUUGAAGCAAAAAGAUGAGGGAACGCUACACUAUAUUUUUAUGCAAAUGAAUAAGGCAAACAGAAUUCUAAUCUGAGGCACUUUAAAUGACAUUAGUUGUUAAUGCUGAAUAAAUGUUAGACUGGAUUUAGAAGCUAUUUAGACUUCAUUUGGUUUUACAGUACCUGCUUUGAUUUCUCUUACUCUUUCUUCUUUCUCAGUUUGUCUUUUUUUGCAGAGCUAAUAGUGCAAUAGUGUUCUAGGGAGCGAUGUGAAACAGCAAUAAGGGUUGAACCAAAAAUAUGACAUGGAUGUUAUGGCUAAUUUUCCUUUGGAGCUCUAUCAUCUUUCACUAUCUAUCUAUAAUAUGUUGUUUCCAUCUUCCAUGUUAGACCAGUAAACUCCACUACCUUAAAUGUUGAACUGUAGAUCAGAGUCAAAAUGUUAAACAUCAGAGGAUGGUGCUCUGCCAUCAAUGAGAGGCCGCAGGUGAAAAUGCUAGUCCUACAGUGAGAGGUACUACUUUGAUAGUCGUGCUGUUCAUUGAUCUGGAUCAUAGACCCUCAACAACACUUUAACACACAAACAUAAAGCUGCUGAUAUCAGUACAAGAUGAAAGAGAGACCUCAUUCUCGGUUUGUUUUCCUGGUUUUCACUGUCUGCUGGUUGUAUUUCUGUUGAAAUAAAGUAUGAUUGUGAAAUAAA
This is a messenger RNA of Lates calcarifer (barramundi perch), 5645 nucleotides long. RefSeq lists its product as uncharacterized. The annotation marks the transcript as partial. The record is from RefSeq and is a predicted model, not a curated record. The transcript has 3 exons. NCBI's taxonomy places the organism in Eukaryota, Metazoa, Chordata, Actinopteri, Centropomidae.